Molecule: messenger RNA, 1878 nt
Organism: Ailuropoda melanoleuca (giant panda)
Lineage: Eukaryota; Metazoa; Chordata; Mammalia; Carnivora; Ursidae
Exons: 2
Coding region: 1-1173 (390 amino acids)
Source: RefSeq, a predicted model, not a curated record
AUGGCCCUGCUCCCCGCCGCACUGGCGGCCCCGCUCGCCGGACCCCGGCGUCCUCCCAGAACCCGGAACCCUGAACCCCACGUGACCGGACAUCCGGGCCGCAGUUUGCGGCGCUUCCCAGCAGCGCGCGCAUGCGCGCUGGGGCCCCGCGGGGCGGGCUGGGAGUCGGUGCCUGCGGGCGCUGCAGUUGUGGGUCCCCCGGGCUCGUGCUCGGAGGGCCGCAGUAGCUGCAGUCGCUGUCUCCUAUCGCCUGGAGUUCAGGCAGAGCGGACGCACAGCUAUUGCCGUAGGGUGAACGCAGGUCCUCACCCGUGUACUCCACGCUCAGUGCCGCAGACCCAGGCCAGUCCUCCAGAUCUGAGCCCCAGACUGCCGCCCAGGCCUCUAGUACUGCAGCCCCGACACCCAGUACUGCAGGCCCAGCCUUCAGUGCUGCAGCUCCGACACCCAGUACUGCAGCCCCGGCCUCCAGUGCCGCAGCCCCGACACCCAGUACUGCAGCCCCAACACAGUACUGCAGCCCCAGCCUCUAGUACUGCAGCCCAGACACACAAUACUGCAGCCCCGGCCUCCAGUACUGCAGACCCAGGUCCAGAACUUCAGACCAACGUCCAGUGCUACAGCCCCGACCUCCAGGUCAACAAAUGCGACGUGCAGUCCCGACACCAGAAGAAUACUGGGGGCCAGUUUGGGAAUACUGACAGUUCUCUCUGCAGAGACCAGGCCACGUCCCUCUCAGCAGAGAAGCUACCCUGGCCUCUCCACAGCCUGGCUCCUCUGCGCGAGCCCAAGUCCCGUGCCAGCGCCCAAGUGACGAGUGGGAGGCAGGCGGCAGCCCCUCGGCCUUCACACCUGUGUGGGUCUCUCUUACGAACGGGUCAGGUCCUUCCAGCCUGCCCCAGCUGGGCUCCGCAGGAAGCAGUCGAGCAAGUAGCCGCAUGCAGGACGCAGGACCAACACUUGGGGGAAGUGCCAGGGGCAGGGUGGGCAGAUGGACGCGGGAAUACAGUGGUCACCUCAAAGGCUGCAAGCCUGCAGAGGGCCCUCCUUUCUGCAUCCGCCUGUCGUGGGCUGAGGGCUGCCUCGGGUCCCAAAGAGGGACGCACCCAGCACCAGGAGGCUCAUCCAAGGACACAUGCGAGAAGGGUCAGCCUAGUGACCGAGGACAGGUGAGCACCGUGUGCAGCCCACCGCAAGGCCGGUGUCGGGAGCUAAGGCAAGGUCGGCAGCAGCUGCAGCUCUGGCUGGGGGUGGGGGCGGGGGCAGCUGUGCAGCGGGAAAGGCUUAGCAACCCUUACUUUCUGCAGGCUGACUUGGCCGAUGAGCGGGAAGUGACUUUAGGGACAGCGUGGCAACAGCUUAUCUCAGCGUUGAGGGCUGGCUGUAUUGGACUCCUGACUGUCAUGUAGCGUGACCAAGUCACUUCAUGUUUUUCUCUGUUUUCUUCUCUGUAAACUGGGAAUCAUAAUGAAACUGACAUCAUAGGGAUGUUGUCAGGAUUAAAUGAGACUAUGCGAGUGGGGGUCUUAGGACGGUGCCUGCUACAUAUCGCGAGCGCCUUCAGUGAACCGUGGAUUUUGGCAUCGUUUGGAUGAACCGUGGCUGGUAACCAGCUUGCUCGCUCAUUUGCUACAAUCUUGUGCAAAUGGUUCUGUUUGUGUUUUAACUUCACGUCACUCCUUAGGGAAAAAAACAUUGUUAUGUGCACUUUUUUGUUGAUUGCAUCUUCUGGAAAUUCUAGUCUCUGGAUAAGAAAAUGAACUGCAGGGGCGCCUGGGUGGCACAACAGUUAAGCGUCUGCCUUCGGCUCAGGGCGUGAUCCUGGCAUUCUGGGAUCGAGCCCCACAUCAGGCUCCUCCACUAUGAGCCUGCUUCUUC